This is a messenger RNA of Arabidopsis arenosa, 4372 nucleotides long. The record is from the annotation of a GenBank genome assembly. NCBI's taxonomy places the organism in Eukaryota, Viridiplantae, Streptophyta, Magnoliopsida, Brassicales, Brassicaceae.
AAGUAAUUAUUUACAAAUAAUUUGUGUUCAAUAAAAUGAGGACUUGCAAGAUUUGCCUUCACUUGUUAGUUCUUGCUUCGAAAGGUUUUUGCAAGAGGGAAGUGAUUGGAGGUGUUGUUGGUUUCUUUGGGUCUAAAGCUGAGACGAAAGUAGCUUCCGUUGUUAGACAGAUAGAAGGAACCGUUCUUCUUCAUGUGAAUUUCGCAGUGAAGCAGGAUCCUUCAGUGGGGCAAGAGGUUGUGGCUUUAGUCAAAUCCGAUCUUAGGGUUUUCAAUCAUUUUACAGUCGCGGUUCUGUUUUCGGUUGCUAGAGUCAGAAAAUUUGGUGAGAACUCCUUGGGGAUUUUGAGAACAGCUUUGCUUACUGCGUACAAUGAUUAUAGACUCUCCAAAGAUUGCAAGUGGCUACCUGAUGAGCUGAAGGAAGAGAGUUUCAUGCAUGCCAAAUUGGUUGAAAAAUCUUUACUAAGAGCGGUUAGUGAGCGCAGUUAUGGGAGGGAGCAUGUGGUUCCAAGUGUUAUUCAGUUUGGCUUUAUGUUGCUAGAAUCUGUUGAAGAGAAACAAGCUAAGAGAGACAGCUCAUUUACUUUCCAAGACUCAGCAAGCCAAGCAAGUUCCAGUCAGCAGACUGAGAUGAGCUCUAUUGUGAGGGGAAACCUCUUUAUUGAACUGAAUGGAUUGCUUCAAAGAUGUCUUUACCAGCAGGACACAGAUUUUCAACUUGGAAUCACUUCAUGCAUUAAAGUAGAAGGUGGAAAAUCUAUCAUUGAAGAGCCCUUGGAUAGGCUUCUCUUUUGUGUCUCUUGGAUUUUACUCCUCCAGCCGCACAACAGUUCUGAUCGGCCUUCCGAUGCUGCGUGGCCAUCCUUUGGUUUCUCACUUUCACAAGAUAAUGAGGUAGGAAGAAACGUAUCUCAUGAAAUAUACUCCAGUACUUUGGUGAAGAUCCGAGGCUUCUUACUAGGCAAGAAGUUAGAGGAUAUUGUUGGGCAGACUCAUGACACAGUUUCCGCAUCUCUGCAAGAAGAUAAAAGAAAAUCCUAUUGUUUGAUUAUAUUGGGAAUCGUUCAAGUGAUCCUAAAUUAUAUUAUAGUGAAUUUAGAGAAACAGCCAGAAGGGAAAAAGGGUGCUAUCAGAAAAGACGUGGGCAAAUUGAAACCGAGCAAUAUUGGCAAGAGAGUACGAUUUAGCGCCUGUAAUGAUACUGAUGUGGGAAACACAAGUAUCAAUGAAGAGCGAGAAAAAGUUCCCUUUUUGGCUACUUCAAGUGUCUACCAGCUAUUUCUACUCACUUUCAAACUCCAUAGCAGCAAAUCCGCUGGUAAUCUUUCAGGCUCGGAGGAUCAUAGCCAGACAUCAUCAGCCAAGACAGAUAAAUCAACUUCUGGAGUUCUCUCUUUCACUUUGCAUGUUUGUGUUGGACACAUAAGAUCAUCUCUGACCAUGAAAGAGGAAAAUCCACUUAAACCGUUGGUCUAUGGUGACAUGAAAAUUCUGGGUCCUCCACUGCUACAAGUAGUUUACAUGCUAAAGCCAGAGCCACCUUUAGCAACCGGACAGACGAAUAAGGAGAAGAAAGGAAGGAAAGAUGUUGACAGAAGAAAACAGUGUCUACAUCUGGCCAUACUUAGCUUGAAAGAGCUGCUCAAUAUAUAUUCAAGUGGAUCUGGUUUGACGGGCUUACUUGAAGAUUUGUUGGCAGUGCCUGCAUCUGAGGAUGCGACUUUAGAAGAGUAUAGGGAAGCUUCAAAAAUUGAAGAUCCACUUGUAAAGAGUAUCGAAAUUUUCAUGGAGAAAAUCAUGAAGCCCAUGACCACAGAGCUUAUCGCGCAAAACUCUAAUGAUGUAGAGAUUCUUUGUGACAUAAUGUUAAUGCUUGGGAACAAUCUACCUGACAAAUUCAAACAAAGGCAUGGAUCAUGGGCUCAUCAUAUCUGCAGAAGCUGUGAAACAUCUAACACCACUGUAGCAAAGAGCACUGUGAAACUUGCCAUCUCUUUUACUACAUCCCCUGGUGAUCUAUGCAUAGCCGUGGAAUUGGCUAAGGAGUUGCAAAAUGUCACCGGUUUAGACAACUCCGAUACUGUACAAGUGUCUGAAUCAUACAUGGUCAUAAACCAGUCAACAAGUGCUUCUGUAACUUCUUGCAUAAUGCAAUCAAUUGAUUCAGCAAUAGUUGACAUGGAUUGGGCCACAAAGAAGCUAAAGAAUUUCUAUGUGGUCUCUCAGAAGAAUAUCCAUCUCAACCAUGAUGCUGAGAGUACAUUCGGGUUGGCUCUCGAGGAAGCCCUUUACUCAAUGGCUGAGUCAACAGUCAGAAUACUUUCUUCCUUUGUUUUGAUGAACCUCAAAGAUUCGCAAGCAGCGCAGUUUCUCAGACUAGUAGUUAGGUUUUACAAACAAUUGGCACAAAUUGUGAAGAUGAGGAUUGCUCCCAAGGGUUGCAAGCAAAUUCUUCCGAGCCUUAAAUUUCAAAAACUCGUGGAACUAACUUGCAAAAGUCUCACGGUUCCUCUAUAUCCCUUUUUAGCUGAAUUGCAAAAGGAACAACAGGAGAGUGUGAGUUCUAAUUCCAAGGGCAUAAUCAAUAAGAUCAAACAGGAGAACAAAUGCAUCCCUGAUUUGAUAUUCCAGAUCGAAGACUAUGAAAGAUACCUUAUUCAGCUAAGCAAAGUUACUAAAUUGAAUUUGUUGAGGCAUGCCAAGCGUAGCACCGCUAGAGACUUCAAAAUAAUUGAAGAUGUAGAAACUCCUGCAGGAGGAAACCAGGAAGAAGAGACAGAGAUACAGAACAAUAACAAUGGUAGUAACGAGGAUGAUGUAAGACAAGAUUCAGACGAUGAUUCAGAGAAAACAUUGUCCCCUCGAAAUGCUAGUUCCGUAUCAUCACCGGGCUUCGAUUCUGAUAAACCAAUAGCAGCAGCAACAGAAGAGGACGAUGAAGAAGAUAAAGAAGAAGACCAAGAAGAAGAAGAAGAAGAAGAAGAAGAAGAAGAAGAGAAAGAAGGAAGCAAUCGUCCUAAAAAGAAAGCGAAGAAGAGUUGGAUUUGCAAUAAGAGGGAGAAUUGGACGAAGAUUACAUUCAAGCCUGAUUUGAAGAAGUUUAACAUGACUGAAUUGGACAACGAUGUGGUUGCUCUAAUGAGUAAGCGAGUGCUUGAAAUUGCUGGCUGUUUGGGAAAGACUGUCAAAGUUGACCUGAAUGGAAAACAAGUACUAAUUAAGUCAUUCAGUGAUUAUGUUGAUCUCUACUUAAGUGCCGCCGAUAAAUCAAGGACUGAGCCUCUCCCAAGGAUGACUGAGAAAGUUAAUGGUAGAUGGGAGGUUUGUGUGAGCUUAAGUGAUGGACAGUUUCAACAGGUUAGCUUUGUCAACUCCAUUGCCAAAAUUAAGGGUGGUACGCAUGUUGAUUAUGUGACCAACCAGCCUGGCACUCAUAUUUUUCCAUCGAUGGUUGAUGACCUCACGCUUGAAUACUAUGAGAAGAAAAAGGAAACUAUGCUGAAGAAUCAGGAAAUUAUGCUGAAGAAUCUGGAACUUGAGCUGCUGAAACUAGAGAAAGCUAAUGAUCAGAAGUUGAGAGAAAAAUGGUUCACAGAAAUCCUGGAAAAUGCCAAGCCUGUCGAAGCAGCAGUUGCUGGAGCAACUAAUGCAGCUGAAAGCUCAUACUAUAAUUACCUAUUGCAAUUGUCUGUUUUGAUUACAGAUACAGUACAAGAGGUAAGGGCACAGAGAGAUCAAAUGAUGGAUGCAGUUGAAGACUUGAAAAACGCCACACCGGAAUCCCUCUGGCUCAAAGAACUAGAGGAACUUGAUAAGCAAGAUGCUCAACCCGAUGAAGAGAGACAGGCGCCAAAGAAACCGGCACCAAAGAAAGCCAGUGAAUCUGUAACAAAAGAGGCUUCAAAUUCAGCAAUGGACACAGAAACAACUGAAACAGCGAAAGAAAUUUCUCUGGAUGACGAUGAUGACGACGUGGUAGUGUCCCCGGAGAAGAAAGUGAGGAAGCUGAGAUCGUCUCCGUUUAACAAGAAGAGUAGUUCAGUGAUGAGCAGGUUGGCUAAUAAGGAAGAGGAGAGCAGCGAGAAUGCAGCUGGAAACUCAUCGUCAGAGAAAUCUGGAGAUGUUUUUGCGAAUAGGGGGUAUGUGUGGUGGAGUGAUUCGGAGAGUGAAUCUGGGAAUGAGUCUGAGUUUGAUGACAUUGAAGACGAUGAAGAUGAUGAGUAGAGUUAGAGAGAACUAACUCGGUUGUUGAUAAUGAUUCAACUUAAUUUCAAACUUUAGUUUCUCCCUCUCGUCUUCUUUAGAGUUUGGUGUUAUUAUUCUGAUGAAAGACUUAUUUUCUCUAAGGAUUGGCACAAAACUCUGUUUUC